GGCAGAACAGAAACAGAGGAAAACAGGCUGUGGUUUGUGAGUUCACAGAUAGUUUCCUGGUCAUUUUUCACACACAACACCCUCAACAUCACAUGAAGAGAGUAACACACUGUCCGUCAGCGCUAGUGUUUGAUUCUCAUCACCAGAGACAUAUAACUGUACUCUCCACUGAGAGAAGAGAGCAGGAUUCACAGUAUUACUGAGAUCUGACUUCAACAAGACAUUUGAGGAACUUUUCUGAACUCAACCGAAGAAGAAAUGAAGUUCACAUUCAUGAUUUCUGCGUUUCUACUGACGGUGAGCAGUUCAGUGCCUGUGUAUAUUGCAGUGAGAGGAACAGAAGGAGAACAAGUGUUUCUGAAUUGUCCUUAUGCUGAAGGAUAUGAAAACUCAGACAAAUACUUCUAUAAAGGACCUUACAGAGAGAGGAAGCUUCUCCUAAAAUCAGCUGGAGGACAGUCAUCGGUGUCUGAAGGCAGAUUCUCUCUGCUGGACGAUCAUCAGAAGAGAUCAUUUACACUGACCAUCAGAAACCUGAGUCUGUCAGAUGCUGGAGUGUACACCUGUGCAACUGGAUGGAACGGAGAAAAUAAACACAUCCAGCUGAACGUGAUCAGAGCUCCACAGAAAACAAGACCUGACCAGAUCUCAACCAGCACCCUCCACUCGUACACACACACCAGCACAGUGACACCUCGAACAGGAAGAGAGACGACAAGAACAAUGACAGGAAGUACUUUAGUUCAACUCGAUCAGCUAAACACUGAGCGCACAAACUACACUACCCAUGAUGCAACAGUCCCAGUACCAGUUUUAUCAUUUGGUUCAUUUGUGAUUAUUAUCACUGCGGCUAUGGUUUUACUCCUGAUAGGACUUCCAUUGAUUAUAGUGACUGUAUGGAAGAAAGAGAAGAAUAAAGGUCUGCUGUCGUCCUCCAUCGUAGAGUUUAAUCAGGUGAUUCAUGAACACAUCAAACACGCUGGACGUCACUGUAAUCCAGAGGACAGAGACACAGAAACAACUGUAGUUUACAGCUGUGUUUCCUGAACUUGUGUCAUGUGACUCUACAGACCAUCAGUGAGACUCGAGCAUCUCUUCAUCAACUCCACAACACAGACCAGUUCAGUUUAACUAAUGUAAUAUAACAUCAUAUAUCAUAUGAGACUAAAUAUGUACAGAAUAGCAUCAUGGAGCAUGAUUUUGCAAGCACCUCUAAUAUAAUUAAUCUAUGAGCAUGUUCAGAACCAAGAGAAAUCAUCUUCUUCCUUGUCAUCAUUUUCAUGAUUUUACAGAAAAUCUGUCAUAAUUGAGUUAAUUUUAUUAAGUAAAUUUGAUAUUUUUUUCAUUAUGUUUAUUAAUGUUAUAUUUGAUACUUGUAUGUCUACAGCUGACAACAAACAUGGAUAAUUUGAAUUUAUUAAUUUCUGAUGUUGAGUCUUACAUAGUUUGCAGUUUAAUGGACGAACUAAACAAUGCUAUUCUGGACUGCAGUGUAUUCUGAUAUUUCUGUCUGUGCAUUAAUAUAUAGCAUGUUCUUGUCUUAUGUUCAUCUCAAGGUUUGUGUGGUUAGUGUGAUCUGUUCUUCUGCUGGUAGAUGCUGUAUCUGCACAGAUCUGAUACAGAGGAGCAUAUUUCUCCGCUGAUGGACAUUCAGAAGUAGAUUUAUAUUCAGAUAAAUCCUUGCAAGCAUCAUUCAAUGAAGGCUCCUAAAUUCAGCUGCCACUGAGAUGCUAAUGCUAACAAUUAGAUUUAUCAGAAUAUAACUAGUAGGUCUUUUUGCUUCAGUUAAACAUGAGAUGUGUGCAGCAGUUAGUUACCAAACAGGAAGUUCAAUCAGAGCCACAGGAAGAGCUGUGAGGAUUCAGCUAAACACAGACUACACUUCCCACAAUGCAGCUCUUCUCCCAGGACUGACAUGAUGAACAAAGUAUGACUUCAAUAUACAAGUCAUAUUCUAGAUUAUUUCGUUUCUGUAAACAACAGAAUUUUUUUCAAUGAUGUCAUCCGACCCUUCACAGAGAGCUUGAUUGACAGGUGAUUUGACCAAUAAUAAUACAGUCAUUUUGUCUGACAAGCAAAUCAAACAAGAGAGUAGAUUAAGUUUGGUGGACUUAAACCUGAAACUUCGUGUGUAUUGACAUCUUUUCUGCUGUUGAAAUUAAAUACUCUCCAGAUGUUCAUUAAUGUUCAUGUUGUGUUAUAACUGAAAGCAGAAGAGAGGAUCUUGAACUGAAGCUCUACAGUGAUCUGUCACGACACAUUAAAGAGCCACAGACUGGUAUUUAUUGAUGACAUUACUAAUAAAUGACAAUAUGUGAAAGUUUUGCCUCAUAUCAGAAGUAAUUGUCUUGUCUGUUGGUGUGAUGUCAGUUUCCUCUUUGCUCUGUGAUGUAUUUCUGACAGCGUGAGAACAAGAGUGUAGUGUGAGAGCAGCUCGUCAGGCAUAGCAACAGUAACUAAGGAGGGAGGGUCUUUGAGAAGUGUCAGUUACCACAGAAAAUAACCAUCUGCUACUUAUGGUCAGUGUAUAAUUUUUUAUUUUAUUUUUUACUUACUAUUAUUCUAUAAUGUUAUUUGUCAUA
Messenger RNA from Carassius auratus (goldfish), 2582 nucleotides. Its product is annotated as CMRF35-like molecule 5. The coding region runs from base 259 to 1047 and encodes 262 amino acids. The record is from RefSeq and is a predicted model, not a curated record. The transcript has 7 exons. Gene Ontology annotation, molecular function: transmembrane signaling receptor activity. NCBI's taxonomy places the organism in Eukaryota, Metazoa, Chordata, Actinopteri, Cypriniformes, Cyprinidae. Gene Ontology annotation, cellular component: plasma membrane.